This is a messenger RNA of Lathyrus oleraceus (garden pea), 2360 nucleotides long. Its product is annotated as protein tesmin/TSO1-like CXC 5. The transcript has 11 exons. Gene Ontology annotation, cellular component: nucleus. Gene Ontology annotation, biological process: regulation of DNA-templated transcription. The coding region runs from base 239 to 1885 and encodes 548 amino acids. The record is from RefSeq and is a predicted model, not a curated record. Lineage: Eukaryota; Viridiplantae; Streptophyta; Magnoliopsida; Fabales; Fabaceae.
AAAUUUCAAAAUCUCAAAAACUAAAAAGAGAGAAACCAGUGCCACUAACCACUCCCACUCCCACUCCCACGGCGGAGUUUUCACCGCAACAAAUUCUCCGGUGAUCCUCUCCACCUACAAUCCUUUAAUUCUCUGCAUGUUUUUUAUCAUCGUUUACCUUACCUUUCUCUCACAAUCGCUGUCGAUUCUUUGCAUCCAGAAUUACAAUCCGUAACGGACGGUUUAAGAAGAAACGUAGAUGGAGAAGAGUGAAACGACGCUGGAUUUAGCUGCUCGGAGAUUUGUGAGGCACUUGGAUUUCACUGCCGUAUGUGGAGGUCCGGCGUACUUGACAUUAUCGCCACCGACGCAACAGUCGCAAACUAUUCUACAGUCGCCGACGCAGUCGCGUUCUCCGGCGCAAUUGACAUUGGAUUUUCAGUCAUCGAGUCAACGGCCGUGGUUACCUUCACAGCCACGGUGGCAACAGCAGAGAACGUCACAGUCUCAGCCGGUAAUGCCACAGUUAGUUUCUCCGGUCCGUCGUUUACAGCACCCCUCACAGAAGCUUCCGGUGAAGAGAAAGCACGAGUCUCCUAGAUCACAGCCUCAACAUAAUGCAGGAUUAAAGGAUAAUACUCCAAAGAAACAAAAACAGUGUAACUGCAAAAAUUCUCGAUGCCUUAAAUUGUACUGUGAGUGCUUUGCAGCUGGGAUCUAUUGUGAUGGAUGCAACUGUCUGAAUUGUCAUAAUAAUGUGGACAAUGAGGCUGCUCGUCAGGAAGCAGUUGGAAUAACUCUGGAAAGAAAUCCAAAUGCUUUCAGACCAAAAAUUGCAAGCAGUCCACAAAAACCAGAAGUUUCUAUGGAGGAAGUGUCUGAAAUUCAAGUAACAGGAAAGCACAAUAAAGGAUGUAACUGCAAGAAAUCAGGUUGCCUUAAGAAGUAUUGUGAGUGUUUCCAAGCCAAUAUCCUCUGCUCUGAAAAUUGUAAAUGCAUGGACUGCAAGAAUUUUGAAGGAUGUGACGAACGAAGAGCAGUUUUCCAAGAAGAGUGUAAACUAGUACAAAUCAGACAGACAACUAACGCGGCCAUUAGUGGAGCAGUUGGACCCUUCAGCCCUAGAACCCACAUAACACCCAAGAAGAGAAAAAUCCCAGAAAUACUUUCUGGCAAAUCCUUUAUAGAUCAAACCGUUAACAUGACUGCUCAAUGCCAACAGGGUCACCAUUCAAAUUCAGUGUGUUUGGAUUUGAAAGCAUGUGAAACUAAUAAGGAACUCGAUCCUACGGCUUCAUCUCUUUUAUCCCUGUCAGCUUCCUGUGUUUCUAACACUGCCAAUACAAUAAUUCCAGGAUCUUCAAGAUCUACAUACAGGUCUGUGUUGGCUGAUGUCCUCCAGACACAGAAUGUGAAGAAUCUUUGUUCACUUUUAGUUGUUCUCUCUGGAGAAGCUACAAAGAAAAAUGCAGAAAUGAGAGGGAAAGAAGUUAGAAAAGUAGAGACCAGGAAAUCUGAAGCUUCGACUAUUUCAUCAGCUCAAUCGUUGCAAGACAGUCGAAAAGUUGUCAAGACUGAUUGUGAGAAUCAUGCAAAUAAAGAUGUAACAGAUGCAGUUGAUAUUGACGUUCGUAAUAGGCCAUUGUCACCGGAAACACUUGAAUUGAUGUGUGAUGAACAAGAUGUGAUGUUUUUCGAUACUGGUUCUGCAAAUGGAGUUGCAAUUGAAAACACUAAACAUAACAUGAUUCAGAAGUCUUCCAAUUCUGAUGGAUGCACAGAUACUUAUGCAGAGCAGGAAAGGCUUAUCUUGACCAAGUUCAGAGAUGUUCUUGGUGGACUCAUUACUCUUGGUAGCAUAAAAGGCCAGAUUCCAGAAGCAGAAAGUGGGAUCAGAAAUAAAUGACUCUGUUCUCUCUUCAUUGGGGGCAACGGUGAUGGUGAUGGUAAUAGCGGUGCUGAAACUAAGGGAACUCUUGGCAACUGCACUGCCAAUUGCUCCAUCCCAGCAGUUACUGAAAUAUAUCAGGCCACAUGUGCAAAAACUAAUAGACACUAUACUAAUGAUCUUUCAUUGAGGUUCCCCGCCGAUUGAAUUACCUUUUUUUUUUUGACAGGAUUGAGUUUGAGUAACGAAAGACUUUCUAAGUUUUUAGUGACAUGACUUGUAUAUUAAAGUGAAAAAAAUGUUUGUUUUGUAGUGCGCCUGUAAUUGCUGUCUCUCAUGUGCAUAGAUAGAUAUUUGUUCCAUUCCCUUUAAAAUAGUUUGUCUAGAAUAAUUAUCAACCACAUGUAAUUGGAACUUCUUUCUUGACAUGGACAAGAACUUUUGUUCACCUCCAAGUAUAUUGAUAGUUCAUCUCCAAGUAUAUUGAUAAUUC